GUCGGGAGGUGGGCUGUUCAUAGCAUUUAAUUUCUGAUCACCGAGUUGAACCACUGGGCUCUGUUUCAUUGUUUAAUAUAACAGCAAAACCCUAUUUUCCAAAACACCGCUCACACGGUACCUCCUGCCUCUGUGACCAAAAACAGGGAUUUACUGGCUCCGUUGUCCAGCCAAGGUUUCCUCUGCAUUGGUCCACGACCGACACUCGAGGAAUCUCAAGGAAAUGUUCUGCUAAUGAUGCGCGGUGGAAGAAAAUCUGCGGAGUUUUUUGCUGCCUCUACUGCGCCAAACUAAACUCCUGCUAUAUAGUAAGUAGAAUGGCCUCUCUAGUGCACUGAUAGCGUAAGGAUUAUUGCCCACAUUGUCAAACAGAUCUACUUGACACUCCAAACCACACAACCUUCUGGGUGUAAAGAGGAAAUUUGCUUGGUCGUGGGAUCGGAGGACAGCCAAUAAACCUUCAGUUCUGAUGAGCUGUGUGGGGAAUUGCUGCGUAUCAGCCUUUGGGAGCGAAACAAUUGAAAGGCAAAUCCUUAAAUAAUGUCUUCAGUUGCUGGACGAGAUAUAGCAGACUACCGUAUAAGUGUGGUUCAAAGUCCGCCCGGAUGGGAGGUAGGGAUUUAUAUUGCUGGUUUCCUGGUGCUACUGGGAGUCGUGGGAGUGAACUUGUGGAAGCUGUGGAGAUCUGGAAGCUAUCCCACCCCCUCGCCUUUCCCAAACUUCGAUUUCAGAUACCUCGAGCAGAAAUACGGGACUUCCUGCUUGGAGGUCAGACAGAAGAGAGUAGCCGCUUCAAACCACAAGAAGGCUGCAGAGAAGAUGCCUGCGAGCCGCAAAUCCAGCUUAAGGAUCGAUGACAACUAUGAGAGCAUCAACGAGCUGGGUACACUGGAGCUGAACAGAGACAUGGAGCUGACUCCAUAUGGGCCGAUGCACCGGUCCCUCUCCACUGACUCCCUCAGCUCCAUCUCUUCCAUCGGGAACAACUUUGGCCAGGACUUCAGCGUGGGGCAGGUGGAGGUCAACAUGGAGUAUGAGCUACACUCCAGCAGCCUGAACAUCACCCUGGUGCAGGGAAAAGACCUGCUGGAGAAAGAGGAGAUCAACUUUGAGUCCUGCUUCGUGCGCAUCAGCCUGCUUCCCGACGAGCAGAUCGUGGGUAUCUCCCGGAUGCAAAGGAAUGCUUUUUCAGUGCUCUUUGACGAGAAGUUCUCCGUUGCCUUGGACCCCUCUGCCCUGGAAGAGAACAGCCUGCGCUUUGCUGUGUUCGGCGUCGACGAGGACGAGAGGAACAUCAACGCAGGGGUGGCAGAGCUGAAACUGUCUGACCUGGACCUCUCCAUUCGACCUUUCAACGCCUGGCUCUACUUGCAGGAUGUCAAUAAGGCAGUUGACUCAGUGGGUGAAAUCCUGCUCUCGCUCAGCUACUUGCCGACCGCGGAGAGGUUAACGGUCGUGGUGGCCAAAGCCAAAAAUCUGGUGUGGACAAAUGGGAAGAGUAAUGCAGAUCCAUUUGUUAAAGUUUAUGUCCUCCAAGAUAACAGGAAAAUUAGCAAGAAGAAGACAGCUGUGAAGAGAGAUGAGAACAAUCCCAUCUUUAAUGAAGCCAUGAUUUUCUCAGUACCAGCCAUUGUGCUGCAGGACCUGUCACUCAGAGUCACGGUGGCGGAGUACUGUGAAGAUGGCAGAGCUGAGAAUAUAGGUCACGUGAUCAUUGGGCCCGAAGCCAGCGGGAUGGGAAUCACUCACUGGAACCAGAUGCUGGUCACUCUGAGGAAGCCUGUUGCCAUGUGGCAUCCACUCCACAGGAAUUAACAUCCUCCCCACUCCAAAUAGAAAUAUCUUCUUGCAUGGUGCCUAAUUCUUACAAUAAAACUACGUUGGUAUAUAGGGGGCAAAAAAAAUAACGUGGAAAAAUAAAAGGCUAUUUUUUCUAAAAUCCAUCUACUCUACUUUUAUUAUCUUUUGAAACUAGCAGUAGAUAUUGUGGUAUAUAUUAAAAAAAAAAAAAAAAAAAAAAAAAACAGGUUAUGGUGGAGUCAGGCUUUUCAUCUGGGACACGUUUCAGUAACAGUAUACUGAUGGUAAGCACCCACUUAAAAUAAUAUUGAUUUACUUUGAUAAUCUAAACACAGAUAAUACACCUUUUAUGACCUCAGUGUUAUUUACAAUCGAAAGCUGAAUAACUUUGAUUUUGGUACCACUAUUUAUUUCUACGUAGUAAUGCAUUGUUUUUAGUGAAUUAAUUACUGAAUUAGUGAAUUAAUUACUGAAUUAAUUCUAAGUAGGUUUGCACCUUUUUAGACAUUUAUUUUUCAGGACCUCACAAGAUUCUGUAAUAAGUCAGUCAGUCACCUUGUAUAGUAUGCAUUUGAUUAAGAUUCUUCAUGGGCACAUCAUGACAAUUAUGUUACUCUAUAAGGUGAGUAGUUUAUUAGUGUUUUGUGAACCAAUGAAAAAUAAAUAAUGAAAAGAUGCCAGUCUAAUAAUAAGCUUGUAUUUACAGAGAAUAAUGCCAUUUGAAACUGGAAAAUAAAAUAGUAUCAUCUAUUAGAAAAGGUCUAGAAAAAGUAUCAUAGGACUCUUCAAUGUGUGCAGGAUAAAUAAAUAAAUACAUAGAAAAAUCAGGUUCAUUUUAAAACUUGGUUGUGACUUUUCUACUUUGAGACGUGCCAAAUCUACCAUUAAUGGAACAACGUUUUAAGAGUGUCCAUUUUCAUAGCUGAAGGGGGUAAUGGAUAGAUAAUGGUAACUCACAUAGGUUUUGAAAAAACUGAAGAAUAAGAUCUUUGGUUUGAUCAAAUUGAUGCACUCAUCAUUAACUUAAUAGCUAUUUAAUUAAACUUCAUUUGUUUGACUGCAUUUUAGAAAAUAUUAAAUGUUUUUUUUUUUUUUCAACAAGACAGUUUUUGAUUUAGUGUGAACUGUCCUCUACACAUUACUUCAUUUUAUUUGCUACAAAAAAAACAUGCCAUUUAAAAAUGACUAAACCAAAUAUAUUGUCCUGCAAAGCUGAAAACAAGCACAUGUCUGUUGGGGCUGGCUUUGUGUACGCAGCUGCCUAGGUUAAUAUUGACAUGUCCUGAUUCAAUCUCACAAUGGACAACUGAAGAAAGCACUGUAGGAUAGCAUGUCGCUGAUAGCGUUAUCUCAAUAAUGAUUUCUAGAUUUCCAUUAUCUUGUCCCGAGUCCUUGUAUCAUGAACUAGAGAGUAUUAAUAAUUUUUCGAUGCAUGGAAUUUUGCAGAUUUAUCAAGACUUUUAUGGAAUGUGUCACCAAGAAAAUGUUGUGUUGAGUAUUCUUUUAAAUAAAUUAAAAAAUCUGAAA
Polyodon spathula (Mississippi paddlefish) is the source of this 3327-nucleotide messenger RNA. Its product is annotated as synaptotagmin-12-like. Gene Ontology annotation, biological process: cellular response to calcium ion; calcium-ion regulated exocytosis; regulation of dopamine secretion. The coding region runs from base 541 to 1815 and encodes 424 amino acids. Gene Ontology annotation, molecular function: clathrin binding; SNARE binding; phosphatidylserine binding. The record is from RefSeq and is a predicted model, not a curated record. The transcript has 11 exons. NCBI's taxonomy places the organism in Eukaryota, Metazoa, Chordata, Actinopteri, Acipenseriformes, Polyodontidae.